AUGUCUGAACACGAAGAGGAUCUCAUUGAUUACUCCGACGACGAAAUCGGAAACGAAGCAAACGCGCCUACCGAAGCAACUGGAGUAACGGGUAAUGGUGAAGCACAAAAGAACGAAACGACAACGUCGAACCAAGCCGAUAAUAAAAAGGGCUCAUAUGUCGGAAUACACAGCACCGGUUUUCGCGACUUUCUCUUGAAACCGGAACUCCUCCGAGCAAUCGUCGACUGCGGCUUCGAGCAUCCUUCCGAGGUCCAGCAAGUUUGCAUUCCACAGGCUAUUCUGGGUACCGAUGUUCUUUGCCAGGCAAAAUCUGGGUUGGGGAAGACAGCUGUAUUCGUGUUAACCACGCUCCAACAGCUUGAUCCAGUUGCCGGGGAAACUGCUGUCCUGGUAAUGUGCCAUACACGCGAGCUAGCCUACCAGAUCCGAAAUGAGUAUACAAGAUUCUCGAAAUACAUGCCGGAGGUUAAAUGCAGCGUCUUUUAUGGUGGUACACCUAUGCAAAAGGAUAUCGAAGUCUUGAAGAACAAGGACACGCACCCUCACAUCAUUGUUGCGACACCUGGAAGGCUUAAUGCACUUGUACGGGACAAACAUCUACGCCUUGGGAGCGUUAAAGCAUUUGUUUUAGACGAGUGCGACAAAAUGCUUGAUCAGAUUGAUAUGCGCCGUGACGUUCAAGAGAUAUUUAGGGCAACCCCACAGAGCAAGCAAGUUAUGAUGUUCUCUGCCACACUGUCACAAGACAUUCGACCGAUAUGCAAGAAGUUCAUGCAAUCGCCGCUCGAAAUCUUUGUCGACGAUGAAACAAAACUCACACUCCAUGGUCUACAACAAUACUACAUUAAACUUGAUGAAAAGGAGAAGAAUCGAAAGCUGAAUGAUCUUCUCGAUCAACUUGAAUUCAACCAAGUCAUCAUUUUCGUCAAGUCGACUGUUCGGGCCAACGAGUUAAACAAGCUGCUUGUCGAGUGCAAUUUCCCCUCCAUCGCUGUGCAUUCGGGCAUAUCGCAGGAAGAACGUAUCAAACGCUACACGUCUUUCAAAGAAUUUAACAAACGAAUCUGCGUGGCUACGGACGUUUUUGGCCGUGGAAUCGAUAUCGAGCGUAUCAAUCUUGCGAUAAAUUACGACCUUCCCGCCGAUCCCGAUUCCUACCUUCACAGGGUGGGCCGUGCCGGCCGAUUCGGUACCAAGGGGUUGAGCAUCAGUUUCGUCAGCAGCAAAGAGGACGCCGAAGUCUUGGAUAAAAUCAUGGAACGAUUCGAAGUGCAAUUGGAACAAUUUCCCGAGGGCGGAAUCGACGCUAGCCGCUACAUGAAUACUUAG
Orbilia oligospora ATCC 24927 is the source of this 1332-nucleotide messenger RNA. RefSeq lists its product as uncharacterized. The transcript has 4 exons. The record is from RefSeq and is a predicted model, not a curated record. Gene Ontology annotation, molecular function: ATP binding; RNA helicase activity; RNA binding. The coding region runs from base 1 to 1332 and encodes 443 amino acids. Gene Ontology annotation, biological process: mRNA export from nucleus; mRNA splicing, via spliceosome. NCBI's taxonomy places the organism in Eukaryota, Fungi, Ascomycota, Orbiliomycetes, Orbiliales, Orbiliaceae.